This is a messenger RNA of Branchiostoma belcheri (Belcher's lancelet), 2350 nucleotides long. Its product is annotated as DNA polymerase epsilon subunit 2-like. Gene Ontology annotation, molecular function: DNA binding. Gene Ontology annotation, cellular component: epsilon DNA polymerase complex. Gene Ontology annotation, biological process: error-prone translesion synthesis; DNA-templated DNA replication. NCBI's taxonomy places the organism in Eukaryota, Metazoa, Chordata, Leptocardii, Amphioxiformes, Branchiostomatidae. The record is from RefSeq and is a predicted model, not a curated record. The coding region runs from base 211 to 1773 and encodes 520 amino acids. The transcript is spliced from 17 exons.
UGAACAACCUUUAUUUUGUACUUUAGCCCUAAUGAAACUAAUGUAGAUGUGACAGACAAUAAUGCUUUUUGGUAUGAACUAAGACGCCACAUUUUGAUACUUUGUUAUGAAUUAAAGACAUACUGAGUGGCCAAAUAUCAACUGUCGCCUAAAGUCCGAAACUCCCAAUCGCACCCUCAUAAUUUGGCGGGAAAUUUCGCAGCAGGCAAAAUGGCCGGACGACUCAAGUCUUCGAUCGUGAGCGCUUUCAAGAUGCACGGACUGUCACUCAGGAUAGAGGCCAGUAAGUUCCUGGUUGAAGCUCUGGAUCCUGUGAAUGAGGUAGAGAGGGAAGAGUGGCUGGACCGGAUCAUUGAGGCUGUGCAGAAACAACCAUUGGAGUCUUCUAUGAUAGACAGAGAGACGCUAGAAGCAGCUGUACAAGACUGUGUGCAAGGAGGAGAGGAGGAUAGUGACCAGGUCUUCAGUGUGAUUGAUGCUUUUGCCAUUCCAAAGUUUGAUUACAACUCAGAAAGGAAGAAGUUUAUACCUUCCACAGCACCAAGAAGCCUACAUGGCCAGGCUACUGACAAGGCCCAACUCUUCAGGGACAGAUAUACUGUCCUGUUUCAGAGAACCUCCAGACAUGAGUUGUUCACACCUCCUGUCAUGGGAGCCAAUCCUGUACAACACACAAAGAAGUUCCAGUUGAGACCAGUGGAGUACCUGCUAGGAAGCGUUGCUAAGCUGGGAGAGAUCAUUGUGCUGGGCAUGGUGACCCAGCUCAAGCCUGGCAGCUACUACCUGGAGGAUCCCACUGGGGCAGUUAAGAUGGACCUCAGUCAAACCAACUUUCAUAAUGGAUUGUUCACAGAGAACUGCUUUGUUCUUGCUGAAGGAUGGUAUGAAGACCAGGUUUUCCAUGUAACUGCCUUUGGCUUUCCACCACCUGAACCAGCAAAGACAACAAGGGCCUACUUUGGAAACAUCAAUUUCUUUGGCGGUCCUUCUGCGACAUGUGCUAAGGCGUCUACCAAGCUGAGGGUGUUGGAGAGAGAGAAUGAAGAUGCCAUGAUUGUCUUCCUGUCAGACGUCUGGCUUGAUGAUUCAAAGGUGAUGGAGAAGCUGAGAGUGUUAUUCACAGGCUACAGCGAGAUCUGCCCAACAGCUUUUGUGCUGUGUGGAAACUUCACAUCAAGUCCUUUUGGAAGUUCCCAUAUUAAAACCCUAAGAGAGUCUUUUCGGGGACUAGGAAACCUUAUUGCACAGUUUCCAAGUCUGGUAGAGAGUUCCAGGUUCAUCUUUGUACCAGGAAGCCAGGACCCCGGCCCAGGGAACGUGCUGCCCAGACCGGCCAUCCCCGACUGUGUGACUGAAGAGCUCAGGAGGAAAGUGCCCACUGCCACGUUCACCACAAACCCAUGCAGGAUCCAGUACUGCACCCAGGAGAUUGUGGUGUUCCGUGAGGACAUGGUCACCAAGAUGUGCCGAAACUGUGUCAAGUUUCCCACCGACAGGGAUAUCUCCACACAUUUUGUGAAGACCCUAGCAUCCCAGGGCCACCUGUGCCCUCUCCCGCUGCAUGUAGAGCCAGUGUACUGGGGACAUGACCACGCCCUCAGGGUCUACCCUCUACCAGACGUCGUGGUGGUAGCAGACAAGUUUGACGCCUACAGCAGCACACACGUGGACUGUACCUUCGCAAAUCCUGGUUCCUUUGCAUGUAAUGAUGCAGUCUUCAAGGUGUACUAUCCAGCAACCAGGCAAAUGGAAGACAGCCAAAUCCGAGACUGAGGAUACGCCCAACUGUCAUGUCGCAGAACAUCAUAACUGAGUUGAUGUUGGUUUGCAUAACCUGUAUUUAAAAGAGUGCCUUUUUUAAAGUCAUGACAAACUACUCAAUGUAAUCGUGUAGAAUUGUGCAUUUAUUCUUAAUAACUUGAAAUCAGAAGAACAGAUGUGGUAAAGUGUAAUAGCAAUAAGAUCAAUAAAAGUUGUAUAUCGCUGCUAUACUGUGGUACAGAGUUGUUGAGUACGAGUGCAGCAUGAAGAAUAUCAGACACACAUUGACAAGACUAAUAUAAGAUGUACUUAGACUUAUUUUCUGUGGCCUUCAGGCAAGUAGGUACAUAUAUCUGCUUAAGAUGUACAUAUGACUUGAUAAAUUGCAGACCCUUUAAUAAAGCUGAGAUGUGGGUGCAUACAUGACAGUGCAGCUUCACACUUUCACAAAGUGUACUACAAACAUUAUAUGGAUUCAAAGACAGGAUUGACAUAAGGUGACAACUGCUAGCAGGGCUUGAAAUACCACCUGCAUAUGCUGAUCAGUGCAGCUAAAAUUGGGGCUGUGCAGGUAUUUCUGACGCCUACC